AUGUCCGCAGACUACGCAGAUCCAUCAACGACCAUCACACUUUCCUCCGUCCCCUUCGACUCGAUCAGCUCCAUCCGAUGGUCGCCCACUUCCCCCGACCAGAUGCUCGUAUCUAGUUGGGAUACCACGGUGCGAUUAUACGACAUCGGCGACGUACCCUACACAAACGGCGGACGACCCUCCGAACAACGCGUCAAGUUCGACCACCGCGCGCCCGUGCUCGCGUGUGCGUGGGGGGAGGGAGGGAGUACCGGCAAGGCGUACAGCGGGGGAUUGGAUACCGGUGUCCGAGAGCUGGACCUGGAAAAAGAAUCGAUGACGCAUUUGGGCACGCACGGCGAUAGCAUCAGCUCGAUGGUCUGGUCGAAAGAAACCAACAACCUAAUUACCGGUUCGUGGGACCGCACACUCCGAUUCUGGGAUCCACGCGCCUCUUCUUCUUCCACCAACGCACCCACAUCCCCCACCUCCUCGUCGCCCUCCAACGCACCCUUCGAAAACUCCCAACACAGCGUCCCCGAGCGAAUUUACGCGAUGGAUAUAGUGAACACGAACCUGGUGGUGGCGAUGGCGAGCAGGCUGUUCCAUAUUUAUGAUGUGAGGAAUAUGAGCAAGCCGAUGCAGGAGAGGGAGAGUAGUUUGAAGUACAUGACCCGGAGUUUGGCGUGUAUGCUUGAUGGGCAGGGCUACGCAACAGCCUCAGUCGAAGGCCGCAUCGCCGUCGAAUACUUUGAUCCCUCGCCCGAAGUCCAAGAAAAGAAGUACGCCUUCAAGUGUCACCGGCAGACGGUCAAAGAGGUGGACCCGGCGAGUGGGAAGGAGCAAGAGGUGGACCAUGUGUGGCCUGUUAAUGGUUUGGCGUUUUGUCCGAGGUACAACACAUUUGCCUCUGCAGGUUCAGACGGCACAGUCAGCAUCUGGGACUUCAAAGUCAAGAAACGACUCCGCCAGUAUCCUAAAUUCCCGAACCCGGUUUCGGCUAUUGGGUUUAGUUGUGAUGGGGGGAAGUUGGCUAUUGUUUGGGGUUUUGGGUUUUGGAUGCGGGGAGGUUUUGGUGUGGGGUGCGGGGAGGGUUGGAGGGGUUGGUGGAGGCGGGAUCUGGGGGAGGUGGGGCACACCCGUUUGGCGCCUCUGUCGCUCUCUUUGGUUAUCCUCUGCGCCUGA
Molecule: messenger RNA, 1164 nt
Organism: Coprinopsis cinerea okayama7#130
Lineage: Eukaryota; Fungi; Basidiomycota; Agaricomycetes; Agaricales; Psathyrellaceae
Product: spindle assembly checkpoint protein SLDB
Exons: 7
Coding region: 1-1164 (387 amino acids)
Biological process (GO): mitotic spindle assembly checkpoint signaling
Cellular component (GO): bub1-bub3 complex; mitotic checkpoint complex; kinetochore
Molecular function (GO): ubiquitin binding
Source: RefSeq, a predicted model, not a curated record